Molecule: messenger RNA, 2061 nt
Organism: Gymnogyps californianus (California condor)
Lineage: Eukaryota; Metazoa; Chordata; Aves; Accipitriformes; Cathartidae
Gene: FGF9
Product: fibroblast growth factor 9
Exons: 3
Coding region: 1-627 (208 amino acids)
Biological process (GO): cell differentiation; positive regulation of protein phosphorylation; positive regulation of epithelial cell proliferation
Cellular component (GO): cytoplasm
Molecular function (GO): fibroblast growth factor receptor binding; growth factor activity
Source: RefSeq, a predicted model, not a curated record
AUGGCUCCCUUAGGUGAAGUUGGGAACUAUUUCGGUGUGCAGGAUGCAGUACCCUUUGGGAAUGUGCCCGUUUUGCCGGUGGAUAGUCCGGUUUUGUUAAGUGACCACCUGGGUCAGUCUGAGGCAGGUGGGCUACCCAGGGGGCCUGCGGUCACGGACUUGGACCAUUUAAAGGGGAUCCUCAGGCGGAGGCAGCUAUACUGCAGGACUGGAUUUCAUUUAGAAAUCUUCCCCAAUGGUACUAUCCAGGGAACCAGGCAAGACCACAGCCGAUUUGGUAUACUGGAAUUUAUCAGUAUAGCAGUGGGCUUGGUCAGCAUCCGAGGAGUCGACAGUGGACUCUACCUUGGAAUGAAUGAGAAAGGGGAACUGUACGGCUCGGAAAAAUUAACCCAGGAGUGUGUAUUCAGAGAGCAGUUUGAAGAAAACUGGUAUAACACAUAUUCAUCAAAUCUAUAUAAACACGUGGACACUGGAAGACGAUACUACGUUGCGUUAAAUAAAGAUGGGACUCCAAGAGAAGGGACUAGGACUAAACGGCAUCAAAAAUUUACACAUUUUUUACCUAGACCAGUGGACCCUGAGAAAGUACCGGAACUAUAUAAGGAUAUUUUAAGCCAAAGUUGACAAAGACAAUUCCUUCACUUGAGCCCUUAAAAAGUAACCACUAUAAAGGUUUCAUGCGGUGGGUUCUUAUUGAUUAGCUGUGUCAUCACAUCAGCUCCACUGUUGCCAAACUUUGUCGCAUGCAUAAUGUAUGAUGGAGGCUUGGAUGGAACAUGCUGAUUUUGUUCUGCACUUAAAGGUUUGUCCUCCUGGAGGAGAGCCUAUGCCCACUCGCUUGAUUUAGUACGAGAGGGAGCGAGAGAGAGUGAGUGCGAGAGAGAGAGAGAGAAAGGGAGAGGAUGAAUGGGAGUGAGAGCGCGAGAGAGAGGAGCCAAGGGGAGGAGGAGGAGGAAGGCCUGAUGCAUGCUGGGGAAUAGACACGCUUUUAAAUUUUUGAUCAGUUGUACUUCGUCAUAUAUCAGCAUAGCUGCCAUACUUUGAUUCAUCAGGAUUUUUGGCUGGUGGCCUGCUCAAGUGUACGCUGCAUUUACAAAGGCAUGGAGGGUGCAGUCUUACUUAAACAAGAGACUUUUCAGUUAAUCGCUCUCUGGGUCUCACCCCACUGAGUUUAAAGCAAAGACCUCUUAGUAAAAAAAUAAAAAUAAAAAGUUAAAUUUAUUUAUAGAAAUUCCAAAGGCAACAUUUUAUUUAUUUUAUAUAUUUAUUUAUUAUAUAGAGUUUAUUUUUAAUGAAAUAUGUACAGGCCAGAUAGGCAUUUUGGAAGCUUUAGGCUCUGUAAGCAUUAAAAUGGCAAAGGCCACUAUGAACCUGUGGUAAAUUCAUGCAAGUAAAUAUAAAAGUGCAUGGAUAAAAAAAAAACAACAAUAAAAAGGUAAUAAUAAUAAUAAUAAAUUCUAGUGACCCUCAUGUACUAAAGGCGACAAUCUCUUUUGUGCCCGUAUUAUUGUACAAGUAUGCACACCACUCAUGACACUGAGUCCUCACUCUUCUGACUGCUUGUUUCAUAGCUUACCCCCAGAGGAUUAAAGAGAAAACUGGGUCUUCACCUUUUUUUAUGUGUCUGUAAUAUUUCCUCUCUGAUAAAGUGACUUCUUACAUCAUUGUAAACUUCACAGCUGUGGAAAAUAUAGGGGUUGGAAUAUAUUCUACUUGUUAAAACCUAUUGCAGAUUAUACCAAAGCUAAAUGAUAAAUAUGCUUUUUUUUUUUCCUAAAGCAGAAUGCCAGAAACAACAUAAGUAAUAUCAACAAUUGUACUAAUUUUAAGAUUCCACAAACAGCACAUAACAGUUUCAGAGGGCAAGAACCAGGUUAACAGGAUCACUCUUGUAAACAUGUUUAUUUGUGCACUUGACUAUCUACUAUGAAAUUAUACAAGUUCCAUAGGGGUCAUUGUAACAUCUUUUAUGGAAAAUUGCUUUCAGUGUGAACUGUCAUAAUACAUGAUAUUAGCACCCUUCCUAAAGUAAAACUUGCAAAAUGAAACUAAUAAAUC